AUGGGGUUAUUGCAUUAUUUUUUGGGCCUUGAAGUCCACCAAACCGAGGAUGGAAUAUUUCUUUUACAAAGGAAAUAUGGCAGAGACCUUCUCAAUAAAUUUGGCAUGCUCAAUUGCAAGCCUGCGGCUACACCAAUGAUUAUAAAUGAAAAAUUGCAGCAGGUGAAUGAAGAAGAGUUAGCAGAUGCAAGGAGGUUCAGAAGCUUGGUUGGAGGUCUAAUAUAUUUGACGCACACUAGACCUAAUAUUGCAUUUUCUGUUGGUGCUGUUUCAAGGUUUAUGCAGCAACCUUCAAAGGUACAUUAUGGAGCAGCAAAGAGAAUCUUACGGUACAUUGCUGGAACUUUGGACUAUGGCAUUUGGUACUCAAAUACCAAUAAUUUCAGAUUGUGUGGGUACACAGAUAGCGAUUAUGAAAGUUCAUUGGAUGACAGACGAAGUGUUUCAGCAAACGUUUUCACUCUAGGCUCAGGUGCGGUGACUUGGAGGUCAAAGAAGCAAGCUACAACUACAUUGUCAGCCUCAGAAGCUGAGUAUAUUGCAGCAACUUCAACAGCUUGUCAAGCUGUCUAG
Messenger RNA from Solanum verrucosum, 573 nucleotides. Its product is annotated as secreted RxLR effector protein 161-like. The coding region runs from base 1 to 573 and encodes 190 amino acids. Lineage: Eukaryota; Viridiplantae; Streptophyta; Magnoliopsida; Solanales; Solanaceae. The record is from RefSeq and is a predicted model, not a curated record. The transcript has a single exon.